UUUUUUUUUUUUUCGACAUCUUAGUGUGGCUGCAGUGGUCCACACUACUCUCUGAGUUUCGCCAUGCCGCCCAAAGACGACAAGAAGAAGAAGGAUGCCGGAAAGUCGGCCAAAAAAGACAAGGACCCAGUAAAUAAAUCUGGUGGCAAGGCCAAAAAGAAGAAGUGGUCCAAAGGCAAAGUUCGGGACAAGCUGAACAAUCUCGUCCUGUUUGACAAAGCUACUUACGACAAACUUUGUAAGGAAGUUCCCAACUAUAAGCUUAUUACUCCAGCUGUGGUCUCCGAGAGACUGAAGAUUCGAGGCUCUUUGGCCAGGGCAGCCCUUCAGGAGCUACUUAGUAAAGGACUUAUCAAGUUGGUUUCAAAGCACAGAGCCCAAGUAAUUUACACCAGAAACACAAAGGGUGGAGAUGCCCCAGCUGCUGAAGAUGCAUAAACAGAUUCAAUCAGCUGUACAUUUGGGAAAAUAAAACUUUAUUGAAUCAAAAAAAAAAAAAAAAAAAA
This is a messenger RNA of Rattus rattus (black rat), 506 nucleotides long. RefSeq names its product 40S ribosomal protein S25-like. Gene Ontology annotation, cellular component: cytosolic small ribosomal subunit. The transcript has a single exon. NCBI's taxonomy places the organism in Eukaryota, Metazoa, Chordata, Mammalia, Rodentia, Muridae. Gene Ontology annotation, molecular function: structural constituent of ribosome. Bases 64 to 438 code for a protein of 124 amino acids. The record is from RefSeq and is a predicted model, not a curated record.